GAUCAUCUUUUGCCCCUGGAGGCCCCAGCUGUUGGAGUGGGAGAAGAAUCUGCAUCUGAUGUUGGGCCAACAUUGGAUGCAGCUGGAUCGGCACCCCGUCCACCUGGACCCAGCCCCCUUCUCAAGCUUGGGGAUAGGCUGUUCAACAUGGAGAGAUUAUGGGAGCAAAGGAGGCUUUCUAAUGCAUCCAGUAAUAUAGAAAGGUUAUUGGUGCUCCAACAUGAAACCCUGCUUGGACUUGUCACCGCGGUCAGGGAGCAGACUACAGCAUUGCAGGACCUUAGUCAUGAUAUCCGGGCCUUAUGUCAAGCAGGUCCUGAACAAAAUGCACCUUCAGCCAGAGGCUCCCAACCCCUGUGCAGUAGUAGUUUGGGGCCAAUGCCAAGGUUGCCACAGAGUUCCCCUGUAGAAAGUGCCCGGGAAGCAGCAGGGGAACAAGCUUUGGAGGUGCCGAUUCUGGAACUACCCACUCUGGAGCAGCCCCCUCAAGAAACCCCACCCGAAGACCAGUAUGCUCCUUCCCCAUGGAUCCCUCUUCUGCACCUUCCUCACACUCCACUU
Molecule: messenger RNA, 561 nt
Organism: Staurois parvus
Lineage: Eukaryota; Metazoa; Chordata; Amphibia; Anura; Ranidae
Source: the annotation of a GenBank genome assembly